Beauveria bassiana ARSEF 2860 is the source of this 1335-nucleotide messenger RNA. RefSeq names its product calcineurin-like phosphoesterase. The coding region runs from base 1 to 1335 and encodes 444 amino acids. Gene Ontology annotation, molecular function: hydrolase activity, acting on ester bonds. Gene Ontology annotation, cellular component: cytoplasm. The record is from RefSeq and is a predicted model, not a curated record. NCBI's taxonomy places the organism in Eukaryota, Fungi, Ascomycota, Sordariomycetes, Hypocreales, Cordycipitaceae. The transcript is spliced from 2 exons.
AUGGAACUGAUGCAUUUCGCGCUUCUGUCCAUACUUCUGGCCCUAGCGGCUGGUGCGCCCGUGGAGGCACCGUCGAUGGCAGAACGUCGUCUUACUUUCGACAGGCGCGGCAACUUUCAAAUCAGUGUAUUCGAGGACCUUCAUUUUGGCGAGAAUGCAUGGGACUCGUGGGGUCCGCAGCAGGACAUCAACUCGGUCAAGGUCCUAAACAAUGUCCUCGACAAGGAAACGCCCCAGCUUGUGGUCCUGAACGGAGACCUCAUCACUGGCGAAAAUGCCUUUGUCCACAACGGCUCCGUGUACAUCGACCAGAUUGUGAAGCCCAUCGUGGACCGUGGCCUGCUGUGGGCGUCCACCUACGGAAAUCACGAUAGUGAUUUUAACAUCUCCGCGGCCUCCAUCUGGGCGCGCGAGAACUCGUAUCCCAACUGCCGCACCGGGCGCAUGGUUCCAGGCCGUAAUGCCGGCGUGAGCAAUUACUAUCUUCCGGUGUACUCGCGCAGGUGCUGCAAGCCCGAGUGUGCUCCAGAGCUGCUCCUGUGGUUCUUUGACUCUCGCGGCGGCUUUUACUUUCAGGAGACGCACACCAACGGCAGCCGCGUCGGACAACCAGGCUGGGUCGACCAGAGUGUCGUCGACUGGUUCCAAAAAACGAAUACCGAACUGACGGCACAAUUCGGUCAUGUCAUCCCGUCGCUAGGCUUUGUGCAUAUUCCUCCCUAUGUGUUCCAGGCCAUCCAAAAGGAGCAUGGCAGAAGCAGCAUAGAUCCGUAUACCAACCCCGGCAUCAACGACGACUAUCUUCUCGCGCCGCAGGCACAGGGAUGGUGCCCCGACGGCACCAAUGAUGGCUCUUGCGCAUAUGGUGGCCAGGACGUCCCCUUUAUGCGCGCCAUUGCAUCGACGCCCGGCAUGAUUGGCCUCUUCUCAGGCCAUGACCACGGCGACACUUGGUGCUACAAGUGGGAUCGCCUGGUGCCCGACACGACAGUGACUGGAAACGGCGUCAAUCUGUGCUUCGGCCAGCACUCGGGCUACGGCGGAUACGGCAACUGGGUUCGGGGUGCACGACAGAUCCGCAUUAACCGCGCCCAGCUCAAGAAGAACAACUCCAUCGCGGAGACCUGGAUUCGUCUGGAGACUGGAUCGAUUGUCGGCUCCGUCAUGCUUAACUCUACAUUCAACCAGGACAAGUAUCCACCCACCCAAAACGACAAGACGUAUUGUCCGACGUGCAACUACACCGUUGUAACGCCGCAUCCGAGGGCGAGCCAUGCCAACAAGCUGCUACAGGAGCCUUCCCACGGCGAUUGGGAAGCCGACGGUGAAUUAUAG